UGCUCAGCACUGGCCUUGGAGAGGGCACCGCUUGACCUCAUUCUCAGGGCAAACGUGGCUGCUCCGUUCAGGUUUGCCCUGCUUUUUGAUGCUUUCUUGUUCUUUGAGUCCUGCUUUGCCCCGUCCUUAGCCCCUCUGUAGGGAGUCUCACCUGGGAUCCUUGAAUCCGAGUCCUUGAGUCCUUGUGGCCACACCCCCAGCGUGGAGCACAGGUCAAAGGCCAUCGCUCCUGUUCAGCCCAGGCACAGUGGGGACGGGAUGGAUAGAGUCACUCGAUGAGCGUCCACGUUUGGGAAGGUGUCUGUGAGCAAGACCUGGGGAAGCGUGCCACGGGGGCUGGAACUCAGAUCUGGGGUCGGCUCAGCAUGUCGGUCAGCGUCCAUGAGACGCGGAAGUCACGGAGCAGCACGGGGUCCAUGAAUAUCACCCUCUUCCACAAAGCCUCCCACCCCGACUGUGUGCUGGCCCACCUCAACACCCUGCGCAAGCACUGCAUGUUCACGGACGUCACGCUGUGGGCGGGCGACCGCGCCUUCCCCUGCCACCGCGCCGUGCUGGCUGCCUCCAGCCGCUACUUCGAGGCCAUGUUCAGCCACGGGCUGCGGGAGAGCCGGGAUGACACGGUCAACUUCCAGGACAACCUGCACCCCGAGGUGCUAGAGCUGCUGCUGGACUUCGCCUACUCGUCCCGCAUUGUCAUCAACGAGGAGAACGCCGAGUCGCUGCUGGAGGCCGGCGACAUGCUGCAGUUCCACGACGUGCGCGACGCGGCCGCCGAGUUCCUGGAGAAGAACCUCUUCCCCUCCAACUGCCUGGGCAUGAUGCUGCUGUCGGACGCGCACCAGUGCCGCCGGCUCUACGAGUUCUCCUGGCGCAUGUGCCUGGUGCACUUCGAGACGGUGCGGCAGAGCGACGACUUCAACAGCCUGUCCAAGGACACCCUGCUGGACCUGGUCUCCAGCGACGAGCUGGAGACGGAGGACGAGCGCGUGGUCUUCGAGGCCAUCCUGCAGUGGGUGAAGCACGACCCCGAGCGGCGCAAGGCGCACCUGCCGGAGCUCCUCCGGAGCGUGAGGCUGGCCCUGCUGCCGGCCGACUGCCUGAAGGAGGCGGUCUCCGGCGAGGCGCUCCUCAUGGCCGACGAGCGCACCAGGCUCAUCGUGGACGAGGCGCUCCGCUGCAAGACCAAGAUCCUGCAGAAUGACGGGGUGGUCACCAGCCUCUGCGCCCGGCCGCGCAAGGCGGGCCACACGCUGCUGAUCCUGGGGGGCCAGACCUUCAUGUGCGACAAGAUCUACCAGGUGGACCACAAGGCCAAGGAGAUCAUCCCCAAGGCGGACCUACCCAGCCCCCGGAAGGAGUUCAGUGCCUCGGCCAUCGGCUGCAAGGUCUACGUGACCGGGGGCCGGGGCUCCGAGAACGGGGUCUCCAAGGAUGUGUGGGUGUAUGACACCGUCCACGAGGAGUGGUCCAAGGCGGCGCCCAUGCUGAUCGCCCGCUUUGGCCACGGCUCUGCUGAGCUGGAGAACUGCCUCUACGUGGUCGGCGGACACACGUCCCUGGCAGGCGUCUUCCCGGCCUCCCCGUCUGUCUCCCUGAAGCAGGUGGAGAAGUAUGACCCCGGGGCUAACAAGUGGACCAUGGUGGCCCCGUUGAGGGACGGUGUCAGCAAUGCCGCGGUGGUGAGCGCCAAACUGAAGCUGUUCGUUUUUGGGGGGACCAGCAUCCACCGAGACAUGGUGUCCAAAGUCCAGUGCUACGACCCCUCGGAGAACCGCUGGGCCAUCAAGGCUGAGUGCCCCCAGCCUUGGCGGUACACGGCAGCCGCCGUGCUGGGCAGCCAGAUCUUUAUCAUGGGAGGUGACACCGAGUUCACAGCUGCCUCCGCCUACCGCUUCGACUGCGAGACCAACCAGUGGACGCGGAUCGGGGACAUGACGGCCAAACGCAUGUCCUGCCACGCCCUGGCCUCGGGCAACAAGCUCUACGUGGUGGGAGGCUACUUCGGGACCCAGAGGUGCAAGACCCUGGACUGCUAUGACCCCACGUCGGACACGUGGAACUGCAUCACCACUGUGCCCUACUCGCUCAUCCCCACUGCCUUCGUCAGCACGUGGAAGCACCUGCCUUCAUGAGGAGCGUGUGCAGAGCCCGGCCAGACUCCGCGUGCCUCUCCCUGCCUCGCGGCCACAGCCCUCACCACUGCAGAGUGGCCCCGCCGUGUCUGCCACCGCAGGGGGCCCGGGCUGGCCCCAGACCUGCACUUUGAGUGGCGGGACCCGCCGGCUCUGGGAGCAGCAUUCUCAGCGCGUUGAGCUUCGGACAAGGGGAGAGAAGCGGUCCUGAGAGCCCCGCCUGUCUGCUUGAGGCCUCUCCUCUCUGCGGGUCUGCAGGGGCCACGACCUUCCAGAGGGGCGCAGACCAACCCCAGGACUCCCUCGGCCUCGGGGCGAAGACGUGUCCUGCCUGGGGGGCUGAGAGG
Messenger RNA from Suricata suricatta (meerkat), 2482 nucleotides. RefSeq names its product kelch like family member 25 (gene KLHL25). The record is from RefSeq and is a predicted model, not a curated record. Bases 276 to 2135 code for a protein of 619 amino acids. The transcript is spliced from 3 exons. Gene Ontology annotation, molecular function: protein binding. NCBI's taxonomy places the organism in Eukaryota, Metazoa, Chordata, Mammalia, Carnivora, Herpestidae.